AUGAUGUGCUCAUUUCCGUUUAUUGUUCGAGAAAUAGCCACCGAAAUCGAGAAAUGCCUUAAUUCUUUCGAAGAACCAGAAUCAGCCAGAAUGUAAGUACGAGCAUGAAUCAAUAUAAAAAGAAUAAAAGUUAUUUCAGUGUGGAUAACCGUUUGGUCUCUUACAAUGAAGCUGUUCCAGCCCCAUCCAGCUCUAGAAAAAGAAAGAAGUCGUGCCCAGCAUGUGCAGCCGAUGCCAACGCGAACUCGAAUAUUGCACAUAUCAAAAAGUUAGUGACAAAUGCUGAUUUUUGAAUAACCUCCAUUUUUUCAGUUGCCUACAAAAAAAGGGUCAAGUGCCAAGACAGUUGGAUGACGACUACUGCGACCUAGGGCGGCGAAUCACCGGAGUACAAUUGAAGCCAAGUGAAGGACCUUCCCAGGUCGAGCCGUCGGGAGAGGAAAAGAAAAAGUGCGUUUCUGAAAACCGAACAACUAGAAAUUAACGUUUUUCCGAUUUCAGACCUCGCCGACGUUGCCCGAGAAGAGCUCGCACGUUCAACGCGGCUGUACAGAAACCUUAG
Molecule: messenger RNA, 562 nt
Organism: Caenorhabditis sp. 36 PRJEB53466
Lineage: Eukaryota; Metazoa; Nematoda; Chromadorea; Rhabditida; Rhabditidae
Source: the annotation of a GenBank genome assembly